Molecule: messenger RNA, 681 nt
Organism: Haemonchus placei
Lineage: Eukaryota; Metazoa; Nematoda; Chromadorea; Rhabditida; Trichostrongylidae
Source: the annotation of a GenBank genome assembly
AAUGUGUUUAAGACUAUUGCGAUCAUACUCAGGAGCACGUCCCGGAGGCAAGUGUUGAGAUAUUCGCGUGGGGGUAAAUGUUCGUCUAUCUGACCUUGCACGUUCAAUGGAUGUCCUCUCAGCCAUACGUCAAAGACUGUAUCUAUCCCCGAAAUAAACGAUGGGCAGUACUGCAUGUGCGUGGCAAACACAGCAAUAUAUCUCGGUUUUAUCGACCCGAGAUCGAGUGUUGCAACCACUCUACUCAAGACGUCGCCAUCGUCACCAUAGGUCAGCCUAUUCAACGUCACGUUACCCUGCUCUAUCGAGAUAUAAACAUGCACGUUGGUAUCUGAGAACUUGUCCCAUACAUUUUGAAGAUUUUUCCCCUCCUUCACUACUGAGAUGAUGUAUUUGUAAUUCACUCUUUGUAGUUUCGCCUUUCCUACAUCCUCUCCAUUUUGUAUGAUGAACACGUUGCGUUCCAUUAAUGCUUUAGGAAUUCGUAGAGGAUCCGGCCAAUGGUUCAUGAAUGAGAUGACAAUCCUAUGUUUUUUAUUGGUACAGAGAGCUGCAUUGAAGCUGAUGCGGAAUUUACAAUCGCGAAAGCUGUACACUCUGUGGAUCGCUGAAGGUAGAACGGUGCCGUUUUCGCUAAUUUCGAUUGAUGGAAGAACCCUGCAGAUUUUGUCAUUACAAUAA